ACCAUUCCCGGCGGGCGCCGCGCUACAGAUUACCCAAUUAGCUUUAAGGAGGAAGCAUCGCGAGUCUUCGGUGAGACGUGGCUCUAUAAGCCCAUGGGAACGGGUCUCGGAAACCCUUUUCACGAAGAUGGCGCCGAAAGCGAAGAAGGAAGCCCCUGCCCCUCCCAAAGCCGAAGCCAAAGCGAAGGCUUUGAAGGCAAAGAAAGCAGUCCUAAAAGGCGUCCACAGCCACAAAAAAAAGAAGAUCCGGACGUCACCCACCUUCCGAAGGCCCAAGACACUGCGGCUCCGAAGGCAGCCUAAAUAUCCUCGGAAGAGCGCUCCCAGGAGAAACAAGCUUGACCACUAUGCCAUCAUCAAAUUCCCCCUAACUACCGAGUCAGCCAUGAAGAAGAUAGAAGACAACAAUACACUUGUGUUCAUUGUGGACGUCAAGGCCAACAAGCACCAGAUCAAACAGGCUGUGAAGAAGCUCUAUGACAUUGACGUGGCCAAGGUCAACACCCUGAUCAGGCCUGAUGGAGAGAAGAAGGCAUAUGUUCGACUGGCUCCUGACUACGAUGCUUUGGAUGUUGCCAACAAAAUUGGGAUCAUCUAAACUGAGUCCAGCUGGCAAAUUCUAAAUACAAACUUUUUCACUGUA
Molecule: messenger RNA, 643 nt
Organism: Rhinolophus ferrumequinum (greater horseshoe bat)
Lineage: Eukaryota; Metazoa; Chordata; Mammalia; Chiroptera; Rhinolophidae
Gene: RPL23A
Product: ribosomal protein L23a
Exons: 5
Coding region: 128-598 (156 amino acids)
Biological process (GO): translation; ribosomal large subunit assembly
Cellular component (GO): ribosome; cytosolic large ribosomal subunit
Molecular function (GO): rRNA binding; structural constituent of ribosome
Source: RefSeq, a predicted model, not a curated record